AUGAGGGAAGACAGGACGCAGGAAAAUGUCGAAGGAGAGUCUUGUGACACCUGCAAGCCAGGAACAUUUUUCCUCGAAGAGAGCAACCCUGUAGGCUGCACCAAGUGCUUCUGUUUUGGCACUACAGACCGCUGCAACAGUGCCUUGCUUUUCCGCAGCCAGAUUGUGGAAAUGGACGGCUGGACAUCUGUCGGCCUCAACGUGCUAAAUGACUUGAUGCAUGAGGAUCUGGAAGCACCCGUGUCAUCUUCACCCAGCAGCGUAGAGGUGACUCCACCUGCAGCACUGCCCGUGGGAUCCCUACUCUAUUUUGUGGCUCCCUCACCGUACCUCGGAAACAAGGUUACAUCCUAUGGUGGAAUGCUGUCCUUCAGCCUUUCAGCCACUGUGGAUUAUGAUGUAGACUUUGGCAGUGUUAUUGGCCCGGACGUUAUCCUUACGGGCAACAACCUCACUCUGGUGCAUGAGCAUGUGGAGCAACCUGCGGCUGGUGUUCCACUGGACUUCAGCAUUAAGUUGGUUGAGGGCGAGUUCCGUCAGCUUGGUGGGCGCAAGGUUACAAGAGAACAGCUCAUGACAACAUUGGUCAACAUCGAUGGCCUGUACAUUAGGGCUUCCUAUUUCCAGCCAUCUCUACUAGUCAGGUUGAGCAAUGUAGCUCUGGACACUGCACUCUCGACGUACCUUGCUGAUGCUGCCCCAGCCUUGACUGUGGAGCAGUGCCAUUGUCCACCCAAUUACAUGGGGACGUCAUGCGAGGAAUGUGCACCCGGGUACUACCGCUCAAGAACAAGGACCGCUCCUUACUUGGGCUUCUGUGUUCCUUGCCAGUGCAACAACCAUGGUGACACUUGCGAUGUUGUCACUGGGAAAUGCUUCAACUGUCGUGACAACACCUACGGUGACCACUGUGAGAAAUGCUUGCCCGGUUACCAUGGUGACGCCACCAGAGGCAACCCUGAUGACUGCCUCAUCUGUGCCUGCCCGAUUCCAACCCCAUCAAACAACUUUGCCGAAAGCUGUGAGGUGUCUCCAAGUGGUCAAGAGAUCAGCUGCAACUGUAAAAAAGGAUACUUUGGGGCUCGAUGUGAUGUGUGUGACGCUGGCUACUUUGGUCAGCCUGACGUAAUUGGCAGCAGCUGCGAGCCGUGCCAGUGCAGUGGCAACAUUGACCCUGAAAACCCUGCCUCCUGUGACACAGUCAGUGGCGAAUGUGUGCUCUGCCUGAACAACACUUUCGGCCCAGCAUGUGAAAUCUGUGCACCUGGCUUCUAUGGUGAUGCCGUUGGGGGAAAGAAUUGCCGCAAGUGCUCAUGCGACACGUGUGGAAUGCAUUCUUGCGACGCAAGUUCAGGAACCUGCAACUGUCACGACAAUGUCAUUGGAGAGUACUGUGACCAAUGUGCUCCGAAUCACUGGGGCUUCAAGAGCUGCCAGGGUUGCCGUCCCUGUGACUGCGGCUUGGCUUCCCAGUCGAAGCAGUGUGACCUGGAAACGGGCCAGUGCCCUUGCCAGCCUGGUGCUGGAGGUCUCCGCUGUGAAACCUGCGAGCCAGGAUUUUGGCGCUACUCCACCAGUGGUUGCAUCUCGUGUAACUGUGCUGCCAAGUUCUCGGCUGGUGCUGUCUGCAACCAGCAGACGGGUCAGUGCCAGUGCUUGCCUGGAGUGAUCGGGGAGAAAUGUGACAGCUGUCCACACCGAUGGGUCUUUGUUGAGCGGCAGGGAUGCCAUGAGUGCGGCGAGUGUGUGCAUGCCCUACUGGAUGACACAGACCAGUUGGCAGAUCUCUUUGGUGACAUUCAGUUUGAGGUGAAAGAUUUGUCAGCAACAUACCUGGCCAAUCAACGGCUGCAGGUGGUCAACCAGACUGGCCAUGACCUCAAGCUUCAAUUUGAGACAUUCCAAACAGAACGUGAGGCAGAAGGUGCCAGUCCACUAGGACAGAAUGUCUCUGACUUGGAAACUUUUGGCAAUGGAGUACGCAAGAGUAUGUCGGUGAUCCUUUCUUCUGCCAAGACAAAUGACAAUGCAGCGUUUGCUACUAAGAUGGCUGCUUUACAAGAGGAAGCUGAUGUCAACAAGACCAUUAAAGAAAUGCAGGACAUUCUGUACAACCUGAUGACAUUCUCAGAAGGCCUCAGCACAUCAUCUGCUAGCAAUAUUGAGCCCAUGCUGCAAGAAGCUAAGCGCAUCACUGAGCGACUCAAUGGGACCACCUUCGUUCCCGAAUUCCGGCAGUCUGAGGAUGACCUAGCUGAGGCUCGUGAAGCCCUGGAGCAAGCACAGCAGUUCUCGCUGCCUGUGGUGCAGAACAAUGCAACGCUGGCUGAGCUCAGGCGCAGCAUGCAGCAGGACCUGGAAGACCGCCUGCACGAGUUGUCCAACCACACGGCACGUGCUAACACCAUGAUGCGCAAGGCUUCGGGGCUGCUGCACAUGGCUAAUAGCUCACCAUUCAGGGGCCUAGUUGCUCAGAGUGAAGAGCUGCAGUCCAAGGCCCAGGAGCUCUUGAGAGAAGGCGAGGAGCUGCUGCGCCAGUGCUCUGGCUUUAACUUGGAUGCAGAUAAAGCUCUUGAUGCACUGGGUGACAAUGAGCGUCGGCUGCGUGAUUCAGUGGACCAGCUCCGAGAGACCUUGGCCAAAGUGACGAAGCAGACCUACGAAGUUGAGCCAGUUGUCCGCGAUGCCGUUGAACACUCAGAACGGCUUCAAAACCAAGCUGAGGAGUGCAAGAACAUCCUAUAUGACACAAAGCAGACGUCUGCAUCAGCACUUGCCUAUGAUGAAAUAGCCAAAGCGAUUGACGAUGCCCUCAACUAUUCACGUGCUGCAAAGGCUGCUGCUGAUGAGGCUCAUUCCCUGUCUGUUGGUAUCAUCGACCGUGCUUCUGACUCUAAGGGCAACAGUGAAGGUCUCCUCGCCGAUGCAAGGGAACUGGAACGACACGUAGACUAUGAGAUGAAGCCAAGAGUAGGAGAUGCCGUUGAAAAGCUUGCAGCCAUAGAACUUCAUAACAAGAUGAAUGCCAAAGACUUGCAAGACUUGGCACGAGACAUGGACAAUUUGCAGACAACCGAAGGCAACGAAGCUCUGCUGGCCUCAGUGACGGCUGUACGUACAGCAGCUGACCAAGUGCAGGAAACCGCAGACAAGGUUGAUGCCAUCCUGCAGCGACUUCCAGGUGAAAACACGCAUGCUCAGGCACUCUCCAGCGACAACGUAGGCUACCAGCAGGCGCUGCUGGCUGCCAGCAGCUACAUUGACCGUGUCGUGGCUCCUGAGCCAGACUUGGGUCGGCUUGCCAACCGGCUGCUCCAACGGCACAAGGCCAUGAAGGACCAUGCCAUGGACAUCCAGAAGCAACUGGAAGAAUUGCGUCGCAAGGUGGCCCUUGCCAAGGAUGAAGCUAACAGGGUGAAGAUUGGCAUGGCAUUCAACGGCAACGAGUGGGUCCGGCUAAAGAAUCCUGAAAAUUUGCAAGAGGCAGCAACAUACACUCACCUGUCUCUGCACGUCAAGACAGACAGGCCUGAUGGCACGCUCUUUUACCUUGGAAAUGGUCAAAGCUCUCAGCCAAGAGCGAAACGUUCUCGUGAGGGUGAUUUCAUGGGCCUGGUAUUGAGAGAUGGCUACCCUGUGCUUCUUAUCAACCUCGGCGAUGGAAUAGAAGAGAUUCGGAAUGAUAAAUAUGUUGCUGACAACAAUUGGCACCAGAUUGUUAUUGACAGGACUGGCAAGACAGUCAAUCUUGAAGUGCGCACAGAAGGUGAACCUGACAGCAUAAAGACCAAGUAUCUCCAAGGCACCAGCAGCGUGUUCAACUUGGAUCAGGCGCUGUCCGAGUUCUACCUUGGAGGUGUGCCAGACACUGCAGAUAUUCCGCUGAGCCAACGGGACACUAUGCCAUUCAUUGGCUUCUUGGAAGAGCUGCAAUUUGGCAGUCUGCCUGUGGGCCUGUGGAACUUCCACAGCCACCAAGGGAAGCUGGAGGGAUGCCAGGAACGGGACAGCCUCAUCGACAUUCCCAGUGGCAGGGGCCUACGCUUUGAUGGCUCAGGCUAUGCCAUAGUGUCCAAGGAACGGCGUGAUUUCAACGAUGGCAUCAGCAUCAGCAUGAAGUUCCGCACGUAUGCCAAGGAGGGACUGCUUUUCCUCAUACACAACGGGGGAACAUUUAUGGCCCUGGAGUUGCGUGAUGGCCACGUUGUGUAUAAGUUCAACCUUGGCAGUGGCAUGACACAGUUGAAAUCCAAUGCAGCCUAUAACGAUGGCCAGUGGCACCAGCUCAGAGCUGCCCAGUUGCGUAAUGAUGCUGAUCUUACGGUGGGAGGCAACGAUUCUGUUCCUGCUAGUUAUCGAGGUCCAGAGACUGGCAUUGACGCCACCGAUGACAUAUUUGUUGGGGGCCAUCCGUCUUUUCAUGGUCACACGGAGGUCACCCGCAUGAACUUCGAGGGAUGCAUAGAAGAGUUGGAGCUGGACACACGACUCGUCGACUUGCACAAAACCAAGGAGGCCCUGGCUGUGACCACAGGUUGCCCUCCAAAUGUGGCACGAGUGGUGUCAUUCUCCGCAGAGUCUCCUGGCUUUGUUGCCAUGCCAUUCAUGGACCUGACGGAGAACGCUCAGUUGACACUGAAGUUCCGUACUAAGCGCCCCAAUGGUCUCAUCUUCUACACAAGUAACGAGGACCACUCUAAAUUCCUGGCACUCGGAUUGCGCGGGGGAAGGCUGUUUCUACAGGCGAGACCAGGUGGCCAUGUAGAAACCGAGGGAACUUACGAUGAUGGCCGCUGGCACUAUGUCACUGCCAGCAGCUACUCCAAUCGGUUGAGGCUGGACAUUGACGAUGCUGUUGUGGUGCAAGAGAAUGCGGUGGAGCCCGUCUUGAUACACACCACCAGCCCACUUUACUUUGGAGGUCUCCCACCUGGAGUUCAGGCCAAUCCCGAGCUUCAGCUUGAUGGACGUACCUUCUUUGUCGGAUGUCUGGGCGAUUCCACCGUGCGAGGCGUGCUUCAAAACUUUGCCGCUACGGCAGAUCGCUUCAAUGCUGCCCUCACCAGCUGCCCUCUGCCUGGGCCCGACGAUGAUGAUGUAUCUGUCGAGGAAACAGCAACUGUGACUGAAGGUUCAUUCCCCGAGCGGUCCAUUCCAGGCUGUGUGCUGCCACUGGAGCCAGCUCGUGCUGAUGUGAAACCUGAGAGUGGCCUCCGGUUUGGCAACAGUCCCGAGAGCCGACUCGAGUUCCGACUUCCGACAGACCUAGCUAAUAGUCUGAUGGAGCAUUCGACUAUCUCACUUGAGUUCCGCACCCGCCAUGAGGAUGGUAUCCUGUUCUAUGUCACCAACAGCAACAAAGUCGACUUCAUAGCCAUCUUCAUGAAGCAAGGAAGAGUGAACGUCAUGUUCAACUGUGGCACGGGCCCAGGCCUGCUGACAACAACAGACGUGUACAAUCUGGGAGAGUGGCAUUCACUCGAGUUCAGCCGCCGGGGCCAGAUGGGCGUGCUGUACAUGGACAAUGCGACGGCAGCACAGGGCAGCUCGCAGGGCACCACCAGCUCAAUCAAUGUCAAGAGCCCCAUCUAUCUGGGUGGGCUCCCACGCAACGUCUCUUCCCAAGUGAAAAACAACCUUCGCGGAGUGACCGGCUCUUUCCCGGGAUGCAUCCGCAAGCUGGAAGUAGAAGACCGGCAGAUGCUGCGACCUCGAGUCAGCGUUGGUGUUACGGGCUGCUCGCAGAAAGUAGAAACAGGCACCUUCUUCGGUGCCAAUCACAGUCAUCUCAUUCUGUAUGACAGCUACAAUGUGGGCAAGGAGAUGACUGUGGAGCUGGACAUCAAGCCCCGAAGAACUUCAGGAAUCUUGUUUGCAGUUCACAGCAACAACCAGAAGGAUUUCGUGCUGCUACAGAUGAUCGAUGGCAACAUCGUAUUUAGUGCUGACAAUGGUGCAGGAAUUAUCAAGGUCUCUGUCAGUGCAGGAAACCUUUGUGAUGGAGAGUGGCACACUGUCAAAGCCGUGAAGAACAAGAAUAUUGUGUCCCUCGCUGUCGGCACCACCAGUAACUUGGCUAUUGGACGAGGAGGAGUCACGGCCACUGACACAAUGAACCCACUCUAUAUUGGUGGUGUGCCGGAUCCGAGCAAGACGCGAGCCGUGGCAACGCAGGAGCAGUACGUUGGCUGCAUUCGUUACCUGCAGAUCAAUGGCAAACUCCAGAGUAUGGCUGAGAGUACUGUUUACGGAAACGUCCAGUUGAACUCGUGCCCCACCAUCUAAGAAGAUGCGUCCUGCAUGUGCUAUUCCUUUGCAGUAGCGCUCAGUUUUGUGUCAGUCUUUUUUUUUUUACAUUGAUGUGGAGAGUGUCUAGAUUGGUUUUAUAAAUUUUGUUUUCUUACCAGGUACAAAAGUAAUGGUAAACUUAGAAGUCACUCUUCAGUUGAAUCACAGUAGAAUUGGCUAUUUUUUGUUUUUAUUCGGAAAGUAAUAAAUAAAGAUUGGCUUAUUUGUGUCA
Molecule: messenger RNA, 6520 nt
Organism: Rhipicephalus sanguineus (brown dog tick)
Lineage: Eukaryota; Metazoa; Arthropoda; Arachnida; Ixodida; Ixodidae
Product: laminin subunit alpha-like
Biological process (GO): cell adhesion; regulation of cell migration; regulation of embryonic development
Cellular component (GO): basement membrane
Molecular function (GO): signaling receptor binding
Source: RefSeq, a predicted model, not a curated record